AUGCUGUGCCAGAGGCGCACACAGGUGGUGCUGGCCCUGUGCCUGUUGCUGGUCCUGUGGCAAUGUUUCCGAGCCUCCAUGGAUGGCCUCAGCCCCUUUCCUUGGGCUCCCUCCCUCCUCAAUGCCCCCGCUGCCCACUGCACUGCUGGUGCCAACAGCUCCACAUGGUUCAAUGCCCGCUACAACAUGGCCAUGGGGCCUCUGCUGACAGGCGCAGCCCACGAGCUCUCCUCUGACGUGGUUCAGUGGUGGCUGACCCUGCAGGGUUCCCCAAGUGGCGUCCAGCUCCAGGCCAUAAUUUGGCACCUCUUCACUGUACUCCCGGCCCCGACUGGCAGCAUGUGGGACACAUCUCACUGCAGGACUUGUGCUGUGGUGGGGAACUCGGGGCAGCUGAAGGGGUCUGGCCACGGGCUGCGGAUUGAUGCCCAUGACUGGGUGCUGAGGAUGAACAGAGCAAAGAUCACUGGCUUUGAGCUCGAUGUUGGCAUGAGAACAACCCAUCACUUCAUGUACCCAGAGAGCGCAGUGAAUCUCAGGCCUGGUGUCCACCUCGUCCUUGUCCCCUUCAAGCCACUGGACCUGCAGUGGGUGGCCAGCGCCUUCUCCACUGGAGAGCUCACGCACACUUACGUGAAAGUGAAACAGUUCAUCAAAGCUGACAGAAACAAGGUGCUGAUCCUGAGCCCAGCUUUCCUCAAGUACAUCCACGACAACUGGACGCAGCGCCAUGGGCGGUAUCCCUCGACUGGUUUCACAGCCCUGCUUUUCGCCUUGCACACCUGCCAGCAGGUGUCUGUGUUUGGAUUUGGAGCAGACAGUGAAGGGAACUGGCACCACUACUGGGAGAAAAACCGCUGGUCCGGAGCCUUUCGCAGGACGAGGGUCCACGAUGCUGAUGUCGAAUUCAGCCUCAUUGAGAGACUGGCAGCCGAAGGCAGGAUUUUAUUCUACAAAUGA
This is a messenger RNA of Pygoscelis adeliae (Adelie penguin), 960 nucleotides long. Its product is annotated as CMP-N-acetylneuraminate-beta-galactosamide-alpha-2,3-sialyltransferase 2-like. NCBI's taxonomy places the organism in Eukaryota, Metazoa, Chordata, Aves, Sphenisciformes, Spheniscidae. The transcript has 6 exons. Gene Ontology annotation, molecular function: beta-galactoside (CMP) alpha-2,3-sialyltransferase activity. Bases 1 to 960 code for a protein of 319 amino acids. The record is from RefSeq and is a predicted model, not a curated record.